Messenger RNA from Porites lobata, 1542 nucleotides. The record is from the annotation of a GenBank genome assembly. NCBI's taxonomy places the organism in Eukaryota, Metazoa, Cnidaria, Anthozoa, Scleractinia, Poritidae.
CUUGCUUUUAAGCAGAAGCGAUUAAUCUCUAAAAUUUGUUUCCUUCAUCAGGAGUUCAAGGUGUUCCUUCUGUGUUUUGCGGUCCUUGUUGUUGCCACAUCUGCAGCGUCUGUAUGUAAAUGUGAAGACAAAAAGGUACAAUUUAAAGUUGUGUCCUUUGAUUGGAGUACUUUAAUAUAACUGUUGGAAUUAUACAUUUACCGGCUUUUAGUUUACACCACAUUUUGUGGAACUCUCCGUAAAAAUGCCGAGACAUUUGGUACAAAAAAAGAAGUGGGAAAAGUUAUUAGUCAAAAUUAUGCAAAUUCAAGAAACUUCCAAUUGGUUUUGUACAAUCAAAGGCCAACUGAUGUCUCUCUUAUGUUGCAGCAAAGUGUGUCCAAAUACAAGGUGAAAGUAAAGGAUGGAGAUAAAGAGUUUGAAGAAGAAAUUGAAAUCGACACUAAGGAACAAACAGAAACCUAUCGCAUCCCAAAGACAAAUUCUGGGAACGCGGGAGAAGUCGAUGUUGUUUACGACUUUAAGAAGGUAAAAUACUUUGGUCAAGUCAAAGUGGGUGUGAAAUUUCAGUGAUUUUGAUUGAAAGUUUUCUCAACUCGAUUAAUUAUUCGCAUAAUUGCUUGCGUACUCUUUCGCUAAGCCAACUAUCUGUCUAUAUCGGUGUUGUAAUCUGACUUUACACCUGUUCGUUUUAUUCAUUGUUUCCCUUAAACUUUAUUGUGAAUGAUGACAUCACAGCAACAUUGUUUAUGUUUUCCUUUUGUUGUAGAACUUGACCAUGCAACGACUCUCUGCUGCAAAGGCCUGUUUUCUGAGUGAAAUCACUGAAAAUAUACCCAAACCUAGUGACCUCGUCAAGUUACUUGACCAGGUAAUUCAAGUGAGAUUCUUUUUCAUUAGGAUAUUUACGUUCCUACCGUGUUUUAAUAGGAAAUAGAAUUGAAAUUUAAGGUGGUAAAUUUGACUGUCGUUACGAAAAUGCGAAUGAUUAAGUUUUCAACUAGUAUUGAAAAUAUUUCGACAAGCUUGUGUUAAUCCGCACUUAAUGAGCUUAGCAACCGGGAAGUCCUAACCCCUUAUCAACUUUACUGGGAUAGACUUCUUUUUUUUUUUCAUAAACUUCUUGGAUGGCCGGGAACCAACUUUCCCCCUUAUUAAGUUUCUGAGUUUUCGAGUUGCAGGUAUUUUUCUCAAAAAUAAGGGCUUUUUAAUACAGGCGAUUAAACAUUUGAAAGUAGGGUAGGUUAAUGUUUACAGCGGAGCUUUCGUUUAGUAUACACUGAACAUCUUCUGUGCGUGAAGGUUACUAAAGACAUUUUAGGCUUGUCUUAUUCUUGUUACCCUUUCCAAAAGAACGCCACGACGACAAUCGUCAGAAAUGAGACGAACAGUGAAUACGACGUCGUUUCUACUGUCACUGACCGCUCGGACCUGAGUGAUGAAAUGGCUUCUAUGUGUGCCAAGCUGCCCAUUUAUCGCGUCAAAAAGACAACGCCGUUGACCCUAAGUGUUAAACGUAAGUGUUCCACUUUUAUUAGCUAG